AUGCGUGUCGAAGAAUACGUUUAUUUUUCAGAGUUGCUCAAAAGCCUAAAGAAGCUUUGUAUCGUGAAAGAAGAAUAUCUCUUUCAUCUGCUUCUUUGCAUCUGGGAUGAAUUCCUCGAUAAAAGUGCAUUGGUGGAAACAGCUGCGGACCACACUUGGUUGAGGGUGACUCAAACGUCUAAAGAAGCAGCUGCGAACAGACGGGAAGACAUUACCUUCUACUGUACAUUCUCCAUUUGUCAGCAAAGUUCAAAGCCAAAUGUAAUUUGGUGGAAGCAGGUUGGGAAUGAACGUGUUCAGAUUGAAGCCAGUGGUAGAAAACAAUUUGGAUUUGAAAAUGAAGCAAUAGCGUUCCUUAGCUUGCUGCGCGUUGAUAUCCAAGAUUCUGGAGUUUAUCACUGCACGGUGAAUUACCAAGGAAUCGGUCAAAGAAGCGGAACCGGAUCCCAGCUAUUUGUGCGUGUUGCUCCAGUCCCACUGAAAAUUACGCCCAAGUUUCACGAAGAAAAUUCACUUGUGUCUUUGACCCUUCUGUGUGAAACAGCUGCAUUUCAUCCGGAGGAUUUCACCCUCGCCUGGUAUAAAAACGGGACGAAAACUACAGUCGGUAUAAAUACGAGCAAGGUGCAGAACAGUGAGGGACUGUAUGAAGUAUCCAGUUCUUUGGUUGAUCCUCAUCCUCCCUCAAGUAAUCUCAAGUAUACCUGUGAAAUAUCUCACAUCUCCCUCAAGACGCCUGCUGUUGUAACCCACAGUAUUUCCACAUUUGGCGGAUUCCAAAAAGGCGAGUUAGUUGCUGUCAGUUUUGUUACGAAAUGCAUCGUAGAAUAG
Molecule: messenger RNA, 831 nt
Organism: Stegostoma tigrinum
Lineage: Eukaryota; Metazoa; Chordata; Chondrichthyes; Orectolobiformes; Stegostomatidae
Product: H-2 class II histocompatibility antigen, A-Q beta chain-like
Exons: 4
Coding region: 1-831 (276 amino acids)
Biological process (GO): positive regulation of T cell proliferation; cellular response to lipopolysaccharide; immune response
Cellular component (GO): external side of plasma membrane
Source: RefSeq, a predicted model, not a curated record